AUGCCAAGUCUAAAGCUGAUAUCUGCAACCGACACACAAUAUUCAACAGCGGUCCUCAAGUCACUGAAUGAGCAGCGAAAUAAUGGAUUGUUUUGUGAUGUCACCAUCGUCGUACAAGACAAGAAAUUCCGAGCUCACAGGACGAUCCUGUCUGCGUCCAGUUCAUAUUUUAACCAGCUCUUUAGCGUCGCUGUGCAGGUGGUCGAGUUGAACUUCAUCCGACCAGAAAUCUUUGAGCAGAUCCUCAACUAUAUUUACAGCUCCAGGAUUUUCCGAGUCCGCUCCGACAUGCUGGAGGAGCUCAUAGCUGCUGGCAAGGUGCUGGGAGUCAAAUUCAUUGCAAACUUGGGCUCGCCGCUGUCGCACGUUAAAGGCCUGCCUGGUUUGUCAAAGGAUCCCGAAAACAAAAAUGACACAUCCACGGAGAUUAUGCCGAUCAUCACAGAGUCUUUCUCAAUAUCCGCAGAGGAGUUCAAUCAGGCAAGCAAACCUGCGGGGAACGAGGAGGACUCGGACAGCGACGUGGUUUUUGUCUCGAGCACAGACACCUCACUUCCAAAAGCCAUCUCUGGGGAAAUCAUCGAUCUGGAAAAAGCCGACUCGGAGAGCGGCGCGGCAAAAGAACCUUCUGAAACUAAUCCCGCCGUUGCCACGCAGGAGAACGCCGCCACUUCGCCUCCAGGAACGUGCGCGGCCAAGCCUCCGGGGGGCGGCGGCGCGAGCCCCAGCGUGCCGGUCAGCAGCCCCCUUCACGGGCCGGACAGCCGCGACCACAACCCGGCUUUCCCCGGCAGAGUUUUCUCAGGAAGUGCUCCGGCAACACCGGUCAGACCGAGCAGCUUCCCCCCGGAGCAGCCCGGCGCCCCCCCGUCCUCCGGCGGCGUCAACGGAGGGGGGGUCCACAAGAAGCAGGUGUCCGCCUCGUCUCAGCAGGGAGACUUCAGAAUCCGGCUCUCGGACGUUUCGGACGUGUCCGCUUUUCAGGCCGGCGUUCCCGAACCGGCAGUGGUGGCGAAAAAGACGGUGACGCUCGACACGGCCACAGAAAUAGACUCCAUUUCAUCCGGCUGUAAGGUGUAUGCCAAUAUCGGGGAGGACACGUAUGACAUUGUCCCUCUUAAGGAGGAUCCUGGUGAAGGAGGCUCCAAAGCAAAUAAAGGAAAGAGAUCUUUAAUGGCAACUCCUCUGAAACCCGUUGAUAAGGCCCCUUUGUCCCCAAAGGCCGGACCACAGAAGAAGAGGACCAAAACGGAGCUGGAGGACCACUACGAGCUCAUCAUGGACGGGAAGACUUUCUACGUGUGUGUCGUAUGUAAGCGGCCCUACGUGUGUCUCCCGAGUCUCCGCCGCCACUUCAACACCCACUCGUGGGAGAAGAAGUACCCGUGUCGCCACUGCGACAAGGUUUUCGCCCUCGCCGAAUACCGAACUAAGCACGAGAUCCACCACACCGGCGAGCGGCGCUACCAGUGCCUGCUGUGCAACGAGAUGUUCAUAAACUACCAGCUGCUCUCCACCCACUGCAAACAAGUCCACAACCAGGACCCCAGCGGCAAGAAGGAGAAGGACGACGGCGCCAACAACCUGUACCGCCUGCUGCCGUGCCGGACGGUGCCCAUGAAGUCCUACUCGUGGGUGACCGACGGGCCGGGGGACCCGCUGGGGUCGGACGGCGGCGGGGGCGGGCGGCACAGGGACUCCGUUCACCCCUCCGUGCAGAGCAGGAUGUUGAACUGGGACGACAUAUUCGUGGAGCCCGACGCCCGGCUGCCGCCGAGCAGCCACAAGCAGCCGGCGGCGGGGGGGGCGGCGGCCAUUAACGCCACGCCGCCGGGACCCUCGGAGUUUGAGUUUGUUACACCAGAACGCUACUAA
Messenger RNA from Menidia menidia (Atlantic silverside), 1875 nucleotides. Lineage: Eukaryota; Metazoa; Chordata; Actinopteri; Atheriniformes; Atherinopsidae. The record is from the annotation of a GenBank genome assembly.